Populus trichocarpa (black cottonwood) is the source of this 1045-nucleotide messenger RNA. RefSeq names its product RNA-binding protein Y14. Gene Ontology annotation, biological process: RNA splicing. Gene Ontology annotation, molecular function: mRNA binding. The transcript is spliced from 4 exons. The record is from RefSeq and is a predicted model, not a curated record. The coding region runs from base 91 to 708 and encodes 205 amino acids. NCBI's taxonomy places the organism in Eukaryota, Viridiplantae, Streptophyta, Magnoliopsida, Malpighiales, Salicaceae. Gene Ontology annotation, cellular component: nucleus; exon-exon junction complex; cytoplasm.
CAACAUAGAAAGAAAAAAUUCACAAAAUUGUAGUGAAAACAGAGCAAACCACCCGUCACGAUUUCCUGAGAGAUAAACCACUCGAUAAUAAUGGCAAACACGGAGGCCGAAGCGGUGGAUUUUGAGCCAGAGGAAGAUGAUUUGAUGGACGAAGACGGUGCCGCCGACGCUGACGCCUCCUCCUCACCUCGUGCUCCACUCCCCAAGUUAAAGUCAGCUAUUACUGGAGGCAGCGCGUCUUCUUCACUCUCCGCUCCUAAAAAGACUAAAGGCCGUGGGUUUAGAGAAGAGGUUGAUGCUGAGAGACAGAGCCGCCUCUCUGGUCGUGGAUUUGAUUCCCUCGGUUCUGAUGGUGGGCCUGGCCCCCAGCGAUCUGUUGAAGGAUGGAUAAUUUUGGUGAGUGGAGUGCAUGAGGAAGCACAAGAUGAUCAUCUGCAAGAAGCUUUCGGUGAAUUUGGGGAAAUAAAAAAUUUGCAUUUGAAUCUUGAUCGCCGCACUGGUUUUGUUAAGGGCUACGCGCUGAUAGAAUAUGAGAAGUUUGAGCAAGCAGAGAAUGCAAUAGCUUCAAUGAAUGGGGGAACAUUGCUCGAACAGAUUAUCUAUGUUGAUUGGGCCUUCAGCAAUGGCCCCAGCAAUUGGGCCUCCAGAAGAAAGAACAUGAGACCUGAACGAACGAAUCGCUCAAGGAGUCCUAGGAGGAGAUAUUAAUGGGUUGUGAUUUCCAUUAUGAAGGUGUAUGAGUUUUCAUUGAGGUGUUUGAUACGUAAUUAUGAUUGAAGAUCGUGGUUGGUUCUUGUCUUCAAUGGGUUUACGAAUUGGUCACAAGUUUUUUCUGUGUUGUUGAAUGGUGCUUGGGCUCUGAUUAACGCUAACUUUUAAGUUUAGUAAUCUGUGUAUUUGGCGCUGAUUUUGUACUAAUCUUUAAGUUUAGUAAUCUGGUUUAUUUGGUCACUUGAGAUAUGUAUUUUUUUUCCGGUACCGAAAGAUUUUGGGAGGCGCAAAAAGUUCAAUGUAGAACUUUUCUCAUGUGAGGCAAUUUUAGUUA